AUGCCUCCCAAUACCGGAAAAGCAAUCGGCGACCCCAGCGACGAUACCUACGUUGCACAGGUGCUCGCACGAGAGGCACGGGAUAGCUCCCUGAAAUACUCGGCACAUGGAUUGGAAGCAUACAUGCCCAAAAGGCCUACAGGCGCCGCUCCUAAACCGAACACACGAUUCCUCCGACAUAUAAUCCGAGAGACGGACAAUCACAAUACAGCAUUGAAACGGAAAGAAGAACGGGAGGCCAGGGAGCGAAUGCGACAGUUGCGGAACCAGGCCUCAUCCUCUUCAGCGAACGAUACGAAUCGCGAUCAACGUCGCAGUCGGCGUACGUCAACCGAUCGAGAGUCGCGACGUGAUAGAAGACGAGAUCGUGAGGACAAAUAUGACUCUAGUCGAAGGAAACAUAGGAGUCGCUCUGCAUCGGAGGAGAGAGGCCAAUCGCAUAGGAGCCGACGGAGGCGUGACCCUCAAGAUACCGAUGACGACCGGCAUAGAUCCUCGAGAAGGAGUCGUCGCCACCGAUCUGAUUCUCGUUCAAGGAGUCGAUCCCCGGAACACGGCCGGGAUGUUGAUUCUCGCAGCCAUCGCCGACGAUAUCGCAACCGCCAUGAGUCGUCACGAUCACGUUCGCGGUCCCCAGGAGCAUCUGACAGGCGCAGGACUAGAGAUAGCGAGCGCAGGGGUCACCGCAGUUCUCGUGAUAAGGAACUGUCUAGAAGAAAUAGUACAUCGACAAGCAAAGAAAAAACGUUUACUCAUGCACCAUCCAAGGAGGAAACGCCUUUGGAUGAUGAGUCGGAUCCCCUUGAAGACCUUGUCGGACCCCUACCGGCGAAAGAUAACGAUCAUGGGUAUUCAGCGCCCAUUCGUUCCCGCGGUCGCGGUGCCUACAAACCCAACAUGAGCAACAUCGAUGCACACUUUGCCCCUGACUACGACCCCACUACGGAUGUACAUUUGGAGGAUGAUGAUGCGCAGGCAGGUAGCAGGCCUAUCCGCCGUCCUGUCGCUGGUCUAAUGACUGGAGAUGACGACUGGGAGCUCUCUCUGGAGGCGUUGCGUGAUCGGGCAAAAUGGAAGCAGAGGGGCGAGGAGAGGUUGCGGGAAGCUGGCUUCAGUAACGAAUUUGUGGACCGUUGGAAGAGCAACACUACCUCCACGCCAGGGGAUGACUCAGAAGGCAGGCUAGAGGAUGUGAAGUGGUCUAAGAAGGGUGAGGGGCGAGAGUGGGAUCGGGGCAAGUUUGUUGAUCAGGAUGGGCAUAUUGACGUUAAAGCUUCCUGGUGA
This is a messenger RNA of Aspergillus luchuensis, 1284 nucleotides long. RefSeq lists its product as uncharacterized. The record is from RefSeq and is a predicted model, not a curated record. The coding region runs from base 1 to 1284 and encodes 427 amino acids. The transcript is spliced from 2 exons. NCBI's taxonomy places the organism in Eukaryota, Fungi, Ascomycota, Eurotiomycetes, Eurotiales, Aspergillaceae.